UAGUCACUUGUUCGUGUGCGUGAGAGUGCGACAGCAGUACGGCCGAUUGCAGCGCGACUUGCAGUAAAGGAGAAAAAUUAAAAGAAGUUGUGAAUUGCAGACCUUCCACUGCAGCAAAAAAGAAAUAAAUGUAUUUUCUGUCCAAACAAAUAAAAAUGGCACAACGGACUGGUUAAGGCAAACAAAGUGUAGUAUUUGCGGCACARGCAAUAUAACAACAACAACAAGGGCAAGAACAAGACGCUGGUGCGGCCACUCCUUUUGUGCCCGUUGUCUCGCUCCAGAAUCUGUGAAAAUGAAGUGUGUGUGUGCGUGCGUUCGUGUGUGUUGUAAUUGAAAAAGUAAAGAAAAAAGUUGUGGCUACUGCAUUUAAUUAAAAAGUAGUUCUGUGUGUAGGCAAUAAAAGUGAAAAUUCUACAAAGCACCGUACAAAAAUGGCAAAGUGGGGUUUUUUACGUCUGCUGUCUACAAAAGCUUAAGCUAACUUAACUAGAGAUAAGCGAGCGAACAUAGACACGCACACAAACAUAUACAUACGUACACAAAUAUACACAUACAUAGCACGACGGGUGCUCGUGUGUGUGCUUGUUUAUGACUCACGGCUGGCCCUGUGAGUGUGACUGUCGAGUGAGUUGUGCGAGUGCAAGUGAGAGGGCGCUAGAGCGCUACCUACGGCAACAAAACAACAAAACACGCUUCAAUAGAAUUUCCCAAGCAUUUUAAAGAAAUUUCCAGCGUUGCAGAAAGCAAAGAAUAUAGAGAUUAAGAAAAAGAGUGAGAGAGAUAGAAACAACAAAUAUAUAAACAUGAGUUUCGCCAAGUGGUUCAAGAAGAAGGAGCAAAUCUCCGAGAUUGGUGCCCCGACAAAUUUCCAGAGGCAUUUUCAUGUCUCACGCAACCAGGAGACAGGCGACCUGGAGGGUCUGCCCACGCCAUGGGUGCGCCUGAUGAAUACACAAAUUACACGCGACGAACAGGACAAAAAUCCAGAUGCCGCAUAUCAUGCAGUCAAAUAUUACAAUUACUCAAUCAAAAAGAAGGAGCAGGAGGUGUUUAAGCCGUUCAUUACGGAGGAUGUUAUACACGAAGAGUCCAAAGAGAUUGAUAACUAUGUCAAUUACAAGAACAAGCACAAAUCGCAGGAUAUUGAUAAAUCUGACGACGAUGGAAGCGGCAGCUCAACGGCUACCGAGAGCAGUAGCAGUGGAUGCGGCAGCUCUGCGGCGAAUAGCAACAGCAGCAGCUUGAACGAUAGCAGUCAACAGUCAGUCAUACCGCUGGAUGCACUCAAUGAAGUGAUCAAAGAGCUGGAAUCGAAUUUGGGCCGUGAGACACUCAAGCCAAUUAAGGCGAACAGCGGACUGGAGCCGCCGCCUGUGCCGCCUAAGAAAUCGCCCCAUCAACUGCCGCCCAAGCCACAAAUCAAGCCCAAACCCGCAAGCAUCAUUCAACACAAAUUAUCACGUGAUCUGCGUGGACAGGAUGGAGAGCUGCAGAGCAAGAUCAAUACUGAUACCAUAAUCAUCAAGCCCGCUGCUGCGGGCAGUGGGAGCCAAGAGGGUGGCAUCGAUGCCGAUGCGCCCGAGGAAACAAUUCUACGUCGCUCGAAGGAGAAGAGGUCCCAGAAAACGGAUGCAGAGAUCUAUGAUGAGCUGCGAGCCAUAUGCAAUCCAGAAGAUCCGCGUGAGCGUUACAAAACCAGCCAGGAGGUGGGCAAGGGUGCAUCGGGCAUUGUAUUUAUAGCUGGCGAUAAGCAGACGGAAACCCAGGUGGCCAUCAAAACAAUUGAAAUGAAAAAUCAAUCCUCCAAGGAUCUCAUAUUAACCGAAAUACGUGUGCUCAAGGACUUCAAUCACAAGAAUCUGGUCAAUUUCCUGGACGCCUACCUGCUCGAGCCAGAGGAUCAGCUCUGGGUGGUUAUGGAGUACAUGGAUGGUGGCCCCUUAACAGAUGUGGUCACCGAAACAGUGAUGAAGGAGCGCCAAAUAGCGUGUGUCUGCCGUGAAGUUCUCUAUGCGAUCAGUUUUCUGCACGCGAAGGGGAUCAUACAUCGGGACAUCAAGUCGGAUAAUGUGCUGCUGGGCAUGGAUGGCUGUGUGAAGGUGACGGACUUUGGUUUUUGUGCCAACAUCGAGGGUGACGAGAAGCGCCAGACCAUGGUGGGCACACCCUACUGGAUGGCGCCCGAGGUGGUGACACGCAAGAAGUAUGGCAAAAAGGUGGACAUCUGGUCGAUUGGUAUCAUGGCCAUUGAGAUGAUCGACGGACAACCGCCGUAUCUGUAUGAGACACCGUUGCGUGCCCUCUAUCUAAUCGCGGCCAAUGGACGACCUGAGAUAAAGAGCUGGAGCAAGCUGAGUCCCAACUUGCAGGAUUUCCUCAAUCGUUGCCUGCAAGUCGAUGUCGACUGCCGGGCCACAGCCGACGAGCUGCUCAAGCAUCCAUUCCUCGACGAUUGCAGCGAGGUGAAGGCUCUGGUGCCCAACAUUAAGGCUGCCAAGAAGGUGCUACGUCGCAAUGUAUAGUUAAUGUGUCAGCCACAUCGACGAGCUGGCCAAUUGCUCUAUGCGUGAUGUGUGAAUCAAUACCCACUCUAUCAAUACAAUCGUCCUGUAUAUUCGUAUGGCCCGUUUGAUCCCCACUCUCCUUCACGUUUGGUCAACAUUCUUUUAGAUCUGUAUAAAUUUCGACAAACAAACAAAAAAUCUGGAACAAAAUGCUGAUUAGUCUUUCAUGUAGUCAACGACAAGAGAAACAACAACAAUAAUCGUAACCAAACACGAUAUAUAUAUAAUAUAUAUGGCUAAAUAUAUAUAUGUAUAUCGGUCCGCCUGUCGAUCAGUCCAACUGACGCACGCAUUGCACAUCGCUGGACGAUAAUAACGUUAAUUGCACAAGGCCAAUGGGUUGCCGCUAAUCACAACAAUAACAACAGCAACAACAAGAUGAAGAAGCCGAGCAGAACGCAGAAGGUGCAAAGCAGUGACGUCACAGCAGCAGCAGCAACAGCAGCAACAGAUGAAAACGCAGCAGCUUACGGAGUUUGGUAUUGAUGUAGAUUAGGCGCUUAGCAAUUGUUCGACUGGUUUUUCUUUUUGCGUACUAUAUUUUAAUAUGCCUGAGACAUAUGAU
Molecule: messenger RNA, 3132 nt
Organism: Drosophila arizonae
Lineage: Eukaryota; Metazoa; Arthropoda; Insecta; Diptera; Drosophilidae
Gene: Pak3
Product: p21 (RAC1) activated kinase 3
Biological process (GO): protein phosphorylation
Molecular function (GO): ATP binding; protein serine/threonine kinase activity
Source: RefSeq, a predicted model, not a curated record